Hemicordylus capensis (graceful crag lizard) is the source of this 1251-nucleotide messenger RNA. It is a transcript of the gene ATP5F1C, whose product is annotated as ATP synthase F1 subunit gamma. The coding region runs from base 170 to 1066 and encodes 298 amino acids. Gene Ontology annotation, molecular function: proton-transporting ATP synthase activity, rotational mechanism. The record is from RefSeq and is a predicted model, not a curated record. The transcript is spliced from 10 exons. Gene Ontology annotation, biological process: proton motive force-driven ATP synthesis. Lineage: Eukaryota; Metazoa; Chordata; Lepidosauria; Squamata; Cordylidae.
UCCUCGAGUAGAAACCUGUUGCCAGCUACCCCUUACUGAGGUGAGCCUGUGGCGCAUGCGCGGUGCGGGCUCUCUGACCUUCAGCAGCCGGGCCGGGCGGGCAGCUCGUGAAGGAGGCUGAAGAGGCCGCAGCAGCAGGAGAAGGAGGCCGCCCGCCGUUGGAGUCAGGAUGCUGUCCCGAGGAGCCGUCGUGGCCGGCGGCGCCCUGCUCUCCCAGCCGCAGUGGGUCCAAGUUAGGAAUAUGGCAACAUUGAAAGACAUUACCCGACGCUUGAAGUCCAUCAAGAACAUCCAGAAGAUCACCAAGUCCAUGAAGAUGGUUGCUGCGGCGAAGUAUUCUCGUGCAGAGCGAGAGUUAAAGCCUGCCAGGGUUUAUGGAGUGGGGUCAUUAGCACUCUAUGAGAAAACAGAAAUCAAGCCAGCUGAGGAUAAGAAGAAAUACCUCAUCAUUGGGGUGUCCUCUGACCGUGGUCUUUGUGGUGCUAUCCAUACCUCUGUUGCGAAAAACAUCAAGAGUCAGAUCAGUAGUCUCUCAGAUGCAGGCAAGGAGGUCAUGGUGAUUGGAGUGGGCGACAAGCUGAGAGGUAUCCUUCAAAGGACACACAGCAAGAACUUCCUGCUGAACUUUAAAGAAGUGGGAAGGAAGCCCCCCACCUUCGGAGAUGCCUCAAUCAUUGCUUUGGAGCUCUUGAAUUCUGGAUAUGAGUUUGAUGAAGGCGCUGUCAUCUACAACCGGUUCAGAUCUGUCAUCUCCUACAAGACAGAUGAGAAACCAAUCUAUUCUCUUGAGACAGUUGCAGGUGCUGAAAGCAUUAGUAUCUAUGAUGACAUUGAUGCAGAUGUUCUGCGAAACUAUCAGGAAUACACGCUGGCCAACAUCAUCUUCUACUCAAUGAAGGAGUCUACCACUAGUGAGCAGAGUGCUAGAAUGACCGCCAUGGACAAUGCCAGCAAAAAUGCUUCUGAGAUGAUUGACAAGCUGACGCUGACGUUCAACCGCACUCGCCAGGCUGUCAUCACCAAGGAGCUUAUUGAGAUCAUCUCUGGUGCUGCUGCUUUGAAGUAGAGGCUAAUCAGGAGUGAAUUUCAUCCAAAGUCAACAGGUAAAGAAGAGGAGCUGUUCUGGCAAGCAGUCUGUUCCACUUCCUUUCCAUAGAGACAGAAUGGUUGGUCCGUUGUCCUGUGAAGAAUGUUCAGGAAAACACCCCCGACUGUUUGUAAAUCUUAUUACAAUAAAAGUCCUACGUGAAA